AGUUCAGUUUGUAAAACAAAGAGAUGAAAGCCCAUUUAUUGCCGUUAACCGCUCCGGCGACGGAGCUAUCCAUCAAACACAGAUACAGAAACAGUUCACCUUCUAAUGGCGGCAACCUUCCGACGUCCGCUUUCUUCAUCACUGAGACAAUCUCCGAUCUGUUCCUCCGUUCUCCGGUCAAUCUCCGGCAGCUUCUGUAACGCCGCAACAGAUAACACUCAAGCUCCAUCUCCACCGAAACAUCUUCCACCGCCUCAAACAUACGCUAAACCAAUCUCAAGCUCUACACAUCACUAUCGAACAAGAACGCCUCUAGAGAAGCAAUUCGAGACGUGGAUCGACAAACUCCGUCCCGGUUUCACACCCGACGACGUCAACGAAGCUCUCCUUGCUCAAUCCGAUCCAGAUCUCGCUCUCGACAUCUUCAGAUGGACAGGCCAGCAACGAGGUUACAAACACAACGACGUCACUUACCUUACAGUAAUCCAGAUCGCCGAUUCCUCCAGACGAUUCUACCUCGCGGAAACCCUAAUUGAAGAGGUAAUCGCCGGCGCUUGCCAUCCUAGCCUCGAUCUUUAUAACUCCGUGAUUAAAAUCUGCAGUCAGCGUAAGAAUCUGUUUAGGAGAGGAUUUGAUGUGUAUAAGAAAAUGAUGAAAACAGAUGAUGAUAUUAAGCCAACAUUGGAAACAUAUACACAUUUGUUCAAUGCUCUUCUUAGGAAAUUCAAUAAGUUGAAUAUAUGUUAUGCUUAUUCACAUGCAGUUCAAUCAUUAACAAAGCAAAUGAAAGCUGCUGGUGUGAUUCCUGAUGCAUUUGUAUUGAAUAUGAUUAUCAAAGCUCAUUCUAAGUGUCUUCGAUUGGAUGAAGCUAUUAUGAUUUUCCGUGAAAUGGGAUUAUAUGGUUGUGAACCUAAUGAAUAUACAUAUAGUUACAUGAUCACAGGUUUGUGUGAGAAGAACAGAGUAAAUGAAGGAUUAGGGUUUUACAAGGAGUUAAGGGAGAAAGGAUUGAUCUUAAAGAGUGGGACCAUUUCUGUAUUAAUCUGUAGUCUUUCAAUGGAAAGAAGAUUUGAAGAUGCCAUUAAUGUUUUGUAUGAUAUGUUGGAUAGUUCAAUGGCUCCUGAUAUGUUGACAUAUAAGACUGUUCUGCUAGAGCUGUGUAGGGAAGGUAGAGGAGAUGAAGCUUUUGAAAUCCUCGAAGAAUUGAGGAAGAGGGAUAAGUCGAUGAACGAGAAGACUUACAAGAUUUUGUUGAAUGGUUUGCAUUUUGUGGGUCGCGAAUAGUUGGGUUCGAAAGGGAAGGAAAACUGAAAACUGAAAUCAGAUUGAAGAUCCUUGAAGGUGAUGUUACCAUUUCAUUUCUUGGUGAUGAUAUAUGAUUAGAUUUUGUUUUAGAUUAUAGUGUUUGUGUAGAACUCUUGAUCAUGAUCCCCUUUGUAACUUAUAUCCAAUCUGAAUUUAGGUAAAAACUGAAAAUCAGAUUGAAGAUUUUGUUGUAAAUGAUGUCUUUUUCUUUGCUA
Molecule: messenger RNA, 1520 nt
Organism: Impatiens glandulifera
Lineage: Eukaryota; Viridiplantae; Streptophyta; Magnoliopsida; Ericales; Balsaminaceae
Product: pentatricopeptide repeat-containing protein At3g25210, mitochondrial
Exons: 1
Coding region: 106-1284 (392 amino acids)
Molecular function (GO): protein binding
Source: RefSeq, a predicted model, not a curated record